Molecule: messenger RNA, 1914 nt
Organism: Actinia tenebrosa (Australian red waratah sea anemone)
Lineage: Eukaryota; Metazoa; Cnidaria; Anthozoa; Actiniaria; Actiniidae
Product: retinol dehydrogenase 12
Source: RefSeq, a predicted model, not a curated record
UUUGUAGUAAUGACAGCUGUAGUCGUCUUUGUUGCGAAAGAGUCCAUUAUCUUCCGCGAUUCCGUUAUCAAUCGCCAUCUUCUCUCUUCUGGAAUCGUAUUCAUCGUUGAUUUAGACUUUUAAAGGAUGAUUAGGUGGAUUAUCGUGUUGAUCGUCAUCGUUUGCGCUGUAGUUUUGGCUGAAACAAAAGGUAGCACAUGUAACGACCACCAUCCAAAGUGCGUACGAUGGGCUGCUAAGGGAGAGUGUGAAAAGAAUCCAAAAUGGAUGCUUCAGCAUUGCAGGAUGAGCUGUGGACAGUGUGCAUCGGCUAACGUUCAUAAUCUUCACAAACUGGCCAUUUCUCAAAAGGAGGAAGCAUUCAAAGUUUUUCUUGGCAUUUUUAUUGUGCUUGUCAUUGGAAUUGGAAUAAAAGUGAUAUUUUAUGGAGAAACCUGUCCCAGUGAUGCUAAACUCAAAGGUAAAACUGUUAUGAUAACAGGUGCAAACACUGGAAUUGGUAAAGAGACAGCAAGAGACUUAGCGUGGAGAAAAGCUCGUGUCAUCCUAGCAUGCCGCGAUGUUACUAAAGGACUCAAAGCAGCAGCAGAAAUCAUUGAAAGCACGGGAAACGAGAAUGUGGAAGUCAAGAGAUUGGACCUUGCAUCCUUCAAGUCCAUUAGGAAAUUUGCCAAAGAAAUUAAUGAGGAAGAGGAGAAAAUCCACAUAUUGAUCAACAACGCAGGGUACUUAGGACCUUAUAAGAAGACAACUGAUGGCUUAGAAUCAAAUUUUCAAGUAAAUUAUCUUGGGCAUUUCUUGUUAACAAAUCUUUUGUUGGAUAAGAUCAAAGCUUCCAGUCCUAGCAGAAUCAUUAAUGUGUCUUCUAUGCAGCAUAAGAAAGGCAGAAUCAAUUUUGAUGAUCUUCAAGGAGAGAAAAGCUAUGGUCAGUUUACGGCGUAUAACCAAAGCAAGCUAGCGCAAGUGAUGUUUACUAAACAGUUGGCAGAUAAAUUGGAAGGGACCAAGGUGACUGUAAAUGCACUCCAUCCAGGAGUAGUCUCCACGGAUAUAAUGCGCAACUUUAGAAUAUACCAGAUGUGGGUCCUUCGUCCAAUCAUCUCAGUCGUCAGCUAUUUAUUUUUCAAGACAACAAUCCAGGGUGCACAGACGACCAUUUAUUGUGCAGUAGCUCCUGAAUUGGAUGAUGUUUCUGGUUGCUAUUUUGAUAACUGCAGAGAAGUUCCCUGUGGAGAGAAUGCGACUGAUGAAGGAGUGGCUAAGAAAUUAUGGGAGAUUAGUGAAACACUUUGUUACAAUGUGAAUGAAUGAAUGAAUGAAUGAAAAGAAUGAAUGAUAAAUGAAUGAAUGAAUGACAAUUAGAAUAAUAUAGAAGGAAUAGUCCAACCAACUUGGGCAUAAUGCCUUCUCGUUGCAGUCUACAUUUGAUUUCUUUAAACUUGAGAACAAAAUUACUUAACUCAUAUUCAUAAUAAUGAAUCUUCUUAAAAAUGGUAAAUAAAGAAAUGAUAUUCAAGGGAAUGACAAGUGAUUUGGUAAGGAAAGGAUUAGAUCUAUAUAUGAAAAAUAUUCUAUGCAUGCAGAAAAACAACAUUGUAUUAAUUACAGUCGUAAAGGUAUAUAUAAUUAUACAAACAACUUAGAAAAGGAAAGUGAGUAAAAAUGAAAUUGAUUUUUUAAAUUCAAGGAAGUUAUUCAAACAUUUGUAAAUUGAAGGACCAGUGACUACCUUCACUCAACAAUAGCUAGAAAAAUCACUUGAAAACUGAGAGCAAUUAAAAUUUACACACUUGGCUCAACAUUUUCACUGCAAUACACUGCAACAAUAAUGAUUAAAUUAGUUCUUUAGAAGAAAUUAUUUGCAUGAAUACCUAUUACAUAAACAGUAGAAUACUGAAUCUUUAUUCAUUCUUG